AUGGAUCCAAUCGAAGAAUACAAGCCUCCACCGCUUCCUUCCCCUUUCUUUAAUACAAAUCCGGCGCCUAGCCUUAUCACUCAGGGUGCCGAGGCCCACCUCUACAAAACAGUCUCUCUCAACCCCUCCAUCCCGGCCGCCUUGAAGAUCCGCCCCUCCAAACCAUAUCGACACCCAAUCCUUGAUCGCCGUCUGACACGUCAACGAAUAAUUCAAGAGGCACGAUGUCUAGUGAAGCUAGUGCGGGAAGGUGUCAAUGUCCCUGCAGUCCUAGCGCUAGACUGGGAGGGUCAGGGCGGCGAGAGUGGGUGGGGAGGGGCAUGGUUACUGAUGGAAUGGAUUGAAGGGCCGGUGAUCCGCGUUGUACUUGAGCAAUGGGAGGCAUGGAUGAAGGAGAAUAAGGCAUCCUUGGAUCAAACACAGCUUGAGCAGGAGGAAGCGCGCGUGCGGGAUCUGCUUAAGCGCAUUGGAUUUACUCUCGGUGGGCUACACAAAGCUGGUGUGGUUCAUGGAGAUCUGACGACAAGUAAUCUCAUGCUACGGCCCCCGGCUCAACCUCUGGAGGGAAAUGAGAUACAAAAUGGUGCUUCGAUGGAAGGAGAAAUUGUCUUGAUUGAUUUUGGAUUGGCGUCGCAAAGUUUGCAGGACGAGGAUCGCGCUGUUGACUUGUAUGUGCUGGAGCGAGCAAUUGGCAGCACGCACCCGCGGUCUGAGCCUCUCUUUGACGAACUACUUCAGGGAUAUAGAGAAAGCCAUAAGGGCGCUAAAGCUACGCUUAGGAGGCUCGAGGAUGUACGAAUGAGAGGCCGAAAGCGAAGCAUGCUUGGGUAA
Molecule: messenger RNA, 831 nt
Organism: Penicillium taxi
Lineage: Eukaryota; Fungi; Ascomycota; Eurotiomycetes; Eurotiales; Aspergillaceae
Gene: bud32
Product: serine/threonine protein kinase BUD32
Exons: 1
Coding region: 1-831 (276 amino acids)
Biological process (GO): protein phosphorylation
Cellular component (GO): nucleus; cytosol; EKC/KEOPS complex
Molecular function (GO): protein serine/threonine kinase activity; ATP binding
Source: RefSeq, a predicted model, not a curated record